AAAAUAAAAGCUGAAAGAGCCGAUGAACCCUUUUACAGAGUCUGUUUAGAAAGACUUCUCAGAAAGUAGAGAGCGGUCCAGAAAUUAAAAAGAUAAUCUCAGAGACGAGCCAGCAAACGAAGGAAGACCCAUCAGACGCCUUCAAAAUAAAAGCUUCUUCAAAGGAGCGAGACAACAAGGGCGUCACGGCGAAGGAAGACCCAUCAGAUGCCUUCAAAAUAAAAGCUUCUUCAGACACCUUCAGGCUCAGUCCUUCAAAGGAGCGAGACCACAAGGGCGCCACGGCGAAGGAAGACUCAUCAGACGCCUUCAAAAUAAAAGCUGAAAGAACUGACGAACCCUUUUUACAAAGUCUGUUCAGAAAGACUUCUCAGAAAGUAGAGAACAGUCCAGAAAUUAAAAAGAUAAUCUCAGAGACGAGCCAGCAAACAAAGGAAGAAAUGGACGCUGGUUAUAAAGGAAACGUCUCGGAGCAAAACGAAGAGACAGUUGGCGCCGAGAAAAUCAACAACUUGAAAGACGCGGUGAAUGAAAUGGAAGUAGCCAAAACUACAAGUCUGUCUGAAACACAACACGGUGAGGAAACGAUCAACUGGCUGAGCUUUCUUAACUUUAAAGACGUCGCGAACGUCUUCAGACUCAGUCCUUCAAAGGAGCGAGACAAUAAGGGUGCCACGGCGAAGGAAGACCCAUCAGACACCUUCAAAAUAAAAGCUGAAAGAGCAGAAGAACCCUUUUUACAGAGUCUGUUCAAAAAGACUUCUCAGAAAGUAGAGAACGGUCCAGAAAUUAAAAAGAUAAUCUCAGAGACGAGCCAGCAAACGAAGGAAGACUCAUCAGACGCCUUCAAAAUAAAAGCUUCUUCAAAGGAGGGAGACAACAAGGGCACCACGGAGAAGGAAGACUCAUCAGACGCCUUCAAAAUAAAAGCUGAAAGAACCGAUGAACCCUUUUUACAAAGUCUGUUCAGAAAGACUCAGAAAGUAGAAAUUAAAAAGAUAAUCUCAGAGACAAGCGAGCAGACGAAGGAAGAAAUGGACGCUGGUUAUAAAGGAAACGUCUCGGAGAAAAACAAAGAGACAAUCGGCGCCGAGAAAAUCAACAACCUGAAUGAAGUGGAAGUAACUGGAACUACAGAUCUCUCUGAAACUCAAAAUAGUGAGGAAACGAUCAACCAUCUGAGCUUUCUUAACUUUAAAGACGUCUCGAAUAUCUUCAGACUCGGUCCUUCAAAGGAGCGAGACCACAAGGGCGCCACGGCGAAGGCAGACUCACCAGACACCUUCAAAAUAAAAGCUUCUUCAAACGCCUUCAGGCUCAGUCCUUCAAAGGAGCGAGACAACAAGGGCACCACGAAGAAGGAAGACUCAUCCAACUCCUUCAAAAUAAAAGCUGAAAGAACCGAUGAACCCUUUUUACAGAGUCUGUUUAGAAAGACUUCUCAGAAAGUAGAGAGCUGUCCAGAAAUUAAAAAGAUAAUCUCAGAGACGAGCCAGCAAACGAAGGAAGACUCAUCAGACGCCUUCAAAAUAAAAGCUUCUUCAAAGGAGCGAGACAACAAGGGCGUCACGGCGAAGGAAGACCCAUCAGACACCUUCAAAAUAAAAGCUUCUUCAAAGGAGGGAGACAACAAGGGCGCCACGGCAAAGGAAGACUCAUCCGACGCCUUCAAAAUAAAACCUGAAAGAACGGACAAACCUUUUUUACAGAGUCUGUUCAGAAAGACUUCUCAGAAAGUAGAGAGCGCUCCAGAAAUUAAAAAGAUAAUCUCAGUGACGAGCCAGUUUGCUGGUUUUAAAGGAAACGUCUCGGAGCAAAACGAAGAGACAGACGACGCCGAGAAACUCAAAAACAACCUGAAAGACAUGAUGAAAGAAUUGGAAGUAGCUGAAACUACAAGUUUGUCUGAAGCACACCACGGGGAGGAGAUGAUUCCUACAUCACGGGCAGCUGAGCAGAGAUGUGAGACUGAAGAGUCGAGUGAGUCAGCAGACGAUGACAGGAUGAACAAAGAAGACGCAGAACAAGAAGAAGAAGAAGAAGAAAAGCCAUCAGAGACUCUUCCUCUGCAGCCGCUGUCCUCUGAGAUCGAUCUCUUCAGCCUGAGAGACCAAGACGACGAGAGGGGUCGGCCAGGAGGAAUCUCGUGGACGGUGAAGAGCUUCGCCUGUUAUCUGACCUUUGACCCCAACACUGCCAACUCAGAGCUGCGUCUGAGCGACAGCAACCGGACGGUGACUCGAGAGUGGACGGCGCUGUGGCCGCCGGAGCACCCGGACCGCUUCCGGCGCUGCCCGCAGGUCCUGUGCCGGGAGGGGCUGCUGGACUCGGCGUACUGGGAGGUGGAGUGGCGCGGCGGCGCCGACAUCGGCGUCGCCUACAACGACAACUGCCGAGACGGAGACGCGGCGCGCUGCCUGCUGGGACACAACGAGCGCUCCUGGAGCCUCGAGUGCUCGGAGGGAAGCUACGCGGCGUGCCACGCUAACCGGAGGUUCAGGGCAGCCGUGGCGGCGCCUGAACCGUUCGCACGCAGGGUUGGCGUGCACCUGGACUGGUCCGCAGGCGCUCUGUCCUUCUACUGCAUCUCGCCGGACGCCAUGGUGCACCUUCACACCUUCAGAGACACCUUCACCGAGCCGCUGUACCCGGCCUUCUGGGUCUGGGCGUACGACGGGGCCGUGUCGCUGAGCCAGGUGGAGUUAGGCUGGGAACGGCUGCUGCAGUGAACCGCACGGACAUAUGGCUCAGUCACCGCGGUAACCCUCGGCUACAGGAGUGACCUCUGCUACAGGAGUGACUGCUAUAGGAGUGACUGCUACAGGAGUGUCUGCUACAAGAGUGACUGCUACAGGAGUGACUGCUACAGGAGUGACUGCUACAAGAGUGACUGCUACAAGAGUGAC
Molecule: messenger RNA, 2906 nt
Organism: Perca fluviatilis (European perch)
Lineage: Eukaryota; Metazoa; Chordata; Actinopteri; Perciformes; Percidae
Product: zinc-binding protein A33-like
Exons: 4
Coding region: 441-2729 (762 amino acids)
Molecular function (GO): protein binding
Source: RefSeq, a predicted model, not a curated record